UUCCCAAGAAUCUUUGCGCGAAAUAUGUGCUGCUAUUGUCACGGCCAUCUUGAAAUCUGAACCGCUAUCAAAAAAGAUUUGGGGGUUGCUGCGUCUUUCCCAGUCUUGCGGUAGCCUGAGCAAAAGUGGGGAGGCUUAGUAGCUUCUUGGAAGGAGGUGAUACUGAAGUCAGCUGGUAGUGAAGUAAGUCAGCUAUCCGAUUCGGGCGGAGAGAAAUUGAACGGAGGCGAAUUUUUCAGCUACGCAGAUCUGUGGGGAAGGGUUGGGGUUUUUUUUGCUCCUCCCAUCUGAGUUAGUGAUAUUUCGGUCAGCUAAAACCAACCCUGCUGGGAAAUAGUAACCGAGAGAGACAGAAGAGAAGGGUGGCCCCUGAAGGAAGAAGCUGGCGAAAUGAGGGAAUCAUGUCGAAUUUGUGGUCGGGAACUUUGUGGCAAUCAGAGGCGCUGGAUCUUCCACACCGCAACUAAAUUGAAUUUCCAGGUUUUGCUCUCGCAUGUUCUAGGCAAGGAAAUCUCACGUGAUGGCAAAAACGAGUUUAUCUGUAGCAAGUGUGCCUUUAUGUUGGAGCGCAUAUAUCGCUUUGAUACUGUUAUUGCGCGCAUCGAGGCGCUGUCAAUUGAACGAUUGCAGAAGCUAAUGCUAGAAAAGGACCGCCUCAAGCUGUGUAUCGCCGAAACAUACAGGAAGAACAAUGACGAACCCACCGACGAGACGACGGAUGUAUCCAGCCUGCCGGAUCUGCGCUACUCGACUCUCCUCCAGGAAGACUUCGCUUAUUCGGGGUUUGAAUGCUGGACAGAGCCGGAUGAACGCGUUGGAGACCCACAAUCGUGCCACGGUGCAGAAAGCCGUCCUAGGCGGUGUCGGGGUUGCGCUGUGCUGCGCGUUACUGAUGCUGAUUAUGAGGCAAUUUGCAAAAUCCCACGAAAAGUGGCAAGAAAUCUCUCCUGUGUAUCAUCCAGGUGUUCUGCCAACGUUUGUAGUGAAGAGUUACUUAUAUGUGAGCCAGUAAUUACUGACUUGCUAAGCGUCAAGGCGCCUUUGGAUGAAGAAAGAGUGGAAGGAGAAACUUCCGAAUUGUCCCUUGAAUCGUUGGAUGCAACCGCGAUCGCUGAUGCAUUACAUCCAAAAGAGGAGGAAACGGGCACAGAGGCAAAGAGAAACGCGACGUGUAACUGUAUAAGUGAUUGUGGAGCACAAAGCUUGUCACUUCAGGGCAACAGGUUAGAGGUAGCCCUUAAUUUGGUGAAAGCUUUUGACUGCAAGCCAGUCCAGAGUCCCAGAGGGAGUAAGUUACCUAUUCCUGUAAAAUCAAGUUCUCAUUGCCAGAACUUCGAUAAAAACUCUUCUUCUGGCUUCCCAGAUGUGGUGCUGAAAUCUCAACCUGGCUUUGCCUUAGCUUUUGCCUUGGAGAUGUCCGAUCUGCAGGAAUUGUGGGAAGAUUUAUGUAUGGAUUAUGUUCCACUUCGAACUAAGAAUAUGUUUGAGGCUAAUCAGCAGCUAACUUACUGUGACAUGUCAUUCAGUGAAGAGGAAAUUGUAUGGAAUGAUACAGAACAUAUGGAAAAAACCAGCUCUUUAAAUGCUAUAAAUAAGCAGCUCCAAGACAAAAUGAAUGAAAUGGAUUUUGAACUGAAAUCUCUCCAGCAUGCAUCCAAGAAACAGGAUCACAUAAUCCAGAAAUUGAAAGAGAUGUUAAAGAGCAAGGAAAAUGAGUGUGAAGAACUAAAUCAUGUAAUUCAUAACCAGAAUGAGAAAAUAGUCAAACUGCAAGACAUGCUACAUAAGAACCAGCUUGGGCAAUUACAGAACUUAGAGGGCUGUUCUUCAUUACAACAGAAACAAAAGAUAGCAUUUCUUGAUGUACAGAAUGCUCUUUUCUUCACUCAGUUGGAAAUGCAGCAAUUGAAAUAUGCCACGCAGCAAAAGGAUCGGCAGUUGGCUGAAGCUAAAAGGACCAACCACUUUCUAGAGACAGCAUUGCAAGAAGAACAGCUACAAAAAGAAGCAGCUUGGAGACAUAAUAAGGAAUUCUUUGCUACUCUUCAGCACUACAGAACACUACAGAACAAGAGCAUGCAAUGUUGUACUUUAGAAAAAGGAACAUAUUUGAGGAUGCACAGACAAGACCAGAAAAUUAAGGAUUUGACAUACAGUUUAGCCUGCAAAGAAUGGCUUCUACAGGAAUCUAAGGAUCUUUUAGAGUAUCAUCAGAAUUUGGACAAAAAUUCUACAACUGCUGAUAAAAUAGUACAGAAAUUGCAACAACUAAUUAAAGACAAAGAUGCUGCCCUGGAGCAAGCCAUAGGGGAGAAGUUCUCUGCACUUGAAGACAGAGAACAGGAACUGAACCAGCUUUAUUUGUCCAUAAAAGAACAAGAUUGUGAUCUGAAAGGUCUACAUCAAGUUAUUUCUGGCAACAAAGCUACCAUCCAGUGUUUAGAGAGCUUGCUAAAAGCCAAGGACCUGGAACUGGAGAAGAUGUUAGCAGCCAACCAGAAUUUGCAAUGGCUGAUCAAGAAUAUAGAAGCAAAAUCUCAGAAAUGGCAAUCUGAACAAGAAAGGAUUAUCCAGAAGCUUCAUGACAGAAACAAAGAAGUAGAGACCCUUUCGGCAACACUGCUCUGCAAUCUGGAGCCUGGACAGAGGGACACCAUAGAAGCCCUCCACCUCCACCUUCAGCAAAAAGACCAGAUCAUAAAAGAAUUCCUAUGGGAGAAGAGCCAGCAAGUUGUAGACCCAGUAGCUGAGCUUGAGGAGUUACUUCAAGCAUGGAACACUAGAGAACAACAAAGUUAUAUAUAUUCCAAGAAGAUUGCACAGGUACUUACAGAGAAGAAUUCUGAGCUGCAAAUCCUGAAUCAGCAACUGAUUAGUCAAAUUCUUCAUCAGAAAAUGGAGUUGUCUAUUGUUCAGUUUGUACAACAAGAGGGCUCUAUUGAUGCACCAAGGCAAGAGGAUUCUACCAUGAAUAUCCCAGCCAUGAUUUCUAAUAGAGAUGAUAGUAAAUCCAGGAGGGAUAAAGAUGAUUUGCAAACAACUGCUAGACUUGAGAGGGAGCUUACUAAAGCAAAAGAGGAUCUUGAAUUGUUGACACAAAAAGAAAGAGAAAGCACGUUGAAACUCUCUACUCUUCAGUCUGUGGUGGUUUCCCAAGAGGAGGAGCUUCAAGUUCAAUCCUCUGAUAUUGAAUCUCUUACUAGAAGUAUCCAGAUCAAAGAAGAACUAAUUAAGGACUUGCAGAUGCAAUUGAUUGACCCUGAAGAAAUACCAGCAAUUGAACGACUUACUCAAGAAGUUUUGAUGCUUCAGGAAAAGGUAGCAAAAAUGGAAGCACAGGGACAGGAAGCUAUAAGAGACAAGAGGCAGCAGCUACUGGUGAUGUUGGAGGGCUUAGUAGCAGAGAAGAAGCAGCUGAAUGAAACUCUGAAAGUAGAAAAGCAACUCUAUUGCAAUUUGGUGAAGUUUCAUGCUCACCCUGACAGACAAGAACAGAUCCUUCAAGUAGAACUGGAGAAGAUCCAGGCACUUCAUGGACAACUAGAAAGGGUCCUUGGAAAAAGCCAGGAGCGCCUGAGCAGGCUGGAAUCAUUGGACAGCAUAGGAGAUCUAACUGCAACUGAUGAUACUAAAGAUAUCAGCGCUGAGUUUACAGAUAGCAUUGAAGAGGAAGUACAGAAUGGCUCUCACCUACAGAAUGUUAAGAAGGAUAUUGAUGACAAUCUGAUGAGUCAUUCCAGUUAUCCUGCUCUACUGACUUUGAAGAGUGAAGACAACCCGCAAGUGAUGCUUCAGUCUCCGAAAUCUAUGGUUCAGCAUGUUUUGGAACAGAAAAAGAAACUAGAAGAAGAGCUACAGGAGUUUAAAGAGCAGAUUGAGGAAGCUGGGUUCUCUUCCAUUUCUCAGCUAAAGAAGGCUCUGCUUAGUCUAUGUCUAGAGAAUGCAGAACUCAAGGAACAAAUUGGAGAAGCAAAGUUGUCAGAAGUUUGGGAGAAAGAGGAGGAAAAGAAACAUAAAGAGGACUUGAGGCGGUGUAUCAAGAAACUGCAAGAGAAACUGUACACUUCAGAUAUUGUGAUUGGCCUCCUUAAAGAACAAUUGACUCUAAAAAACCAAGGAUGCAAAGGUGCCAUCAUUCACCAAAUGACACCUAACACAGCUCUGAUAAAUGAGCAAGAGCAGUGCACUUGCCAUGCUGUCUGUGACCAUUCACCGUUGUUGCAUUGCUCACCCAAUCAAAUUAUGGGCAGUCCAGAAGAAACCCAGGCUGAAGGAAACAGAGGAUCAAGUAAUUUUGGUCAGAAGUCCGAACAUCCCCCGAGGAGGCAACAGUGUCACAAAUUACAAGACAAACUCUUGGUGUCAGAAGCCACCAUCCAGGCACAGAUAGCCCAGCUCAAAUUAUACAAAGCUCUACUCAGUGAACCUGUGGUACAGCAGGAUAACAAGCAGAUGCAGGUGGAUAUUCAAGACCUGGGCUACGAAACCUGUGGGAGAAGUGAAACUGAGGCUGAAAGGGAUGAGGCUACAAGCCCUGAAUGCAGAGAUCAUGAUGAGCAACUAAAGUUUUGGAAGAAAUCACUGGAGGGCCCUCUAAAAAGAGUGGUGAAACAGGAAACAUGGGUCAGCCAAAGUGAUGCUGCUGCAGUUCUCCGUCAGCAUAUUCAGGUCCUCCAGAUGCAAUUGCAAAGUUCCCACAAAAUUAUCCAGAACUUACAAAGUUGUGUGCACUCUAUAUCCACUACCAGUGACUAUGGUUCUAUGGGAGAUCAGUCAUUCAAACUGAAGCAAGGCAAUUCUCCUUCCCACAGUAUGACUGAUGAAGAUGAAGCCUGGCAAUCUGAUAGCUUUGGGACUUUCUGCCCACCAAGUCUCCAGCCCAACAAAGAUUUGUCCAGACUUAUACAGAGAAUAUCCUUGCUGGAAGCUUAUCUGAAUGAGACUAAGCCAAAGGAAUUUUUGCCACAGGAAUUGAAAUGUACAGCCUCCUUGGGGAAAUAUGACUCACUAGUCCAAGCUCAAGCUCGGGAGCUCUCCCAUCUGCGCCAGCUGAUGCGAGAGGAACAAAAGGUGUGUCAUAUGCUAAACAAAUACUUCAAGGACACCAUCAAAUCCUUUGAAGAGCUUCUACGAAGCACUGACAUUGACUACUACUUGGGGCAGAGCUUCCGUAAACAACUUGCAGAAGGGAACCAGUUGGCAGACCAGUUGGCCAGAAAACUGAAUCAAGGGAAUGAUCUAAACAUGGAGGACAAAACAAGUCCAGAAUUGCUUAUGAGGAUGAACAAGGAGCUGCAGAAGAAACAAUCGAUCAAGGCACUCCACGCAAAACUACAAGAGUGCUCAGUGACCUCUUCCAAUAGCCAUAUUAUAUCUGAGUCUCCCUACUCUCAUAGCAACAUCUCCUUCCUCUCUGAUGGUCCAGGGGUCUGCUCUGAUGUGGAUGACUUUAGUGAAAAUAAUAUAAGUGAAGGCCAAGUCUACAAUGUUCUAAACAAAGGCUUUUAUGAUGACUCCUUGUCCAAGCCAACAGGUUUGCUUUUGGCUUCAUUGGAUUCAGAACCAUCCUCCUGUGUGUCUUUAGUACCUCCAUCUUCAUGCUCAAUGCCCCUGCUUAGCUGCCACAUAACACCAGCCUUCUCCCUGACUGAGGCACAACAGGAGUUGAAGUUGCUGCAGAAGCAGCUUGUAGAAAGUGGCCCAAUUGUCUCCUCCAAAAACAGCUCUCAUGUUUGCCACCAUGUUCCUCACUUAUUUCAUGUGCAAAAUACUGCUGAUUGGAACACUAACUCUAAGGAACAAUUGGAGGAGAGCUGCAUUCCUCCAUGUACUCAUCCAUUUAGGCAGCUUCAGGAGGAGCUUGUCUCUGCAUCUUGUUGUCCACCAGCUCUUCCUACCCAGAAACCCUCAGGUGCUGAUUUUCUAGAGGAACACAUGUUUGAGAUCCAAACUCUCUGCCAGCGUCUAGAGAAGUCCAUCUAUACCAAUGACCUUUUGCGGGAACAAUUGGAAAUAUAUCUCACCUCAAUGGCAAAGAGCAAUGAGUUAGAGCACCUGCAGAAGGCUCAGCUUGAGUUACAUUCAAAACUCCAAGAUGGCAAGAUGAAGCUGGAAUGGCAGCAGAUUGAGCGGCAGCAACUACAGGAAGACAUUCAGAGCAAGCAACAAGAUCUUGUACAGCUUCAAAAGGAGGUCAUGGCUUUACAAAUGAACAAUUCUAGGCUUCAACACAGAAUGAUAAUGCUUCAGCAGCAGUGUAAAGAAAACAGAACACUCUUCCAGACCCAGCAAGCUGAAUUAUGUGUCUAUGAAGCACAGCAUGGACCACUGCAAAAGGCAGUCUCUGGGACGCAUAAGCUGCUGCUGACAGAAGAUGUGAAGAACCAAGGAAUUCAUGUCAUAGGAUACCUUCAGGACUAUAAUACUCUUAAGAAACAGAUUUUGGAUGCUAGGACUUGGAUCCACCAAAUGGCAUCACUUCUGCAGUCUGACCUGAAACCACAGGACAACAUGGUAACUGGGAAGAUUUUCUGCCAAAAAAACAUCAAGAAAUUACUUGUCCAUACCAGUACUUUGCAUCAGAUCCUGGAGAAGUCAACUUUCCUCCUUACAAUGUUUUGGAGAGCACCACCUCCCAUGCCUCUCAGCUCAGCUCAAAUAAGGCAACACACAAAGGAUCAGACAGUAGAUGAAGAAAUCCAAAUACUUAGAGCCAAGUUAGCUGUGCAAGAGGACCGUGUGCAGAGUGCUAACCAUAUUAAAGGAAAUUUGGAGAACUUUAUUCUCACUCACUUGACUGGAACGUACAACGUGCUGAAGAAAGCAAGAAUCAACCUGGAGGAGAUGUCUCAGAAGCCUAAAACCAUUUCUUCCAUUGGCCAUUGAAGAAACUGAUUCAUCCACACAGUCAGAAAUAUGGAGAAAGAAAAAUAGAUCCAACAGUCACUCCUAAUCCACCUAAGCUUUUUCAAAUCAUCUCUUCAUAUGCUCUGCUGCCGGACUCUGGAAAAUGUAUUUGGAAAUGCUCCAGACAUUAGUGCAAUACAAUAACUGGACUAAAGUUAUAUAUAUGGAGUACACAAAUAUACAGAGACUAGACUAUAGCCAACAUGCUAUUAAGAGAAAAGGAUGCUGUAAGAAUAGCAUCCUCAGAGAAGUAUCUUAGUAUUUGUAUGGUGCAAGAGUCUGUUUAUGCUAUUAGGAUUAAUGAUCAUGCAUUAUCAUUACUAUGGUUGAUUGUACAAUCAGCCAGAUAUUUAGAUUGAAUUUGGCAUUUUUUCCCACCCAUUGAGCCCUUCACAAGGACAAGAAAAUUAGAUGUAAUUGUUUCAUGGUGUUAAAAAGUAUCAUUUCAGGAUGGAUGUAAGCUCUUUCCAGUAAAGUUGCCUUUUGCAAUUGAGUAAUGAUGAUUUUGUCAGUGCUGAUGGUAUACAAAUAGUGCUCCAGGUGUUUGCGAUUGUACCCAAUUAUUGCAACUACCUUGCUUCAAAGGAAUAUGACCUUGAUGCAUUCUUGGCAAGGGAGACGUUGUCAGCCUGACAAUAAGACACACUUAUUGGAUGGAUUUUUUUUUAACAUCUGAAUUCCCACAUUUAAAAAAAAACAUCCUAUCUGCAAUUUACAGGUGAUGGAAAUUGGUUCAUGAAUGGCAUCUUAUUCUCAGUAUAAACAGGGGUGUACUGCCUCCUAAAGAAACAAACUUUUCAUAUUAUUGCAAACACUGCCAUUCUCUUGAUAUUUUAAGAGACUUUCAAUGUGAGUUUUAGGCCUGAAAUUGGUUUGGAGGCUUUAAGACAUAAUCUAGAAGAGGAAAACC
Molecule: messenger RNA, 7816 nt
Organism: Notechis scutatus (mainland tiger snake)
Lineage: Eukaryota; Metazoa; Chordata; Lepidosauria; Squamata; Elapidae
Source: RefSeq, a predicted model, not a curated record